AUGACCAGUUCGUCACAGCCCCUAACCAGGACUCUUAUCCUCGCAUUGACCCAGACCGAGGAACUUCAACGCCAUAUCGAAGAAAGCGCCGAGGUGAUCGAACAACUCCGUCGGGAGAAUGAAAAGCUCAGGCUGGAACUGGAAGAAUUGCGUCAGGCACGAAACUCUGAACAACCGAAUCGUUCUUUCCAGCUAGACGACUUGUUCAGAAAAGAUGCUGAAAAGCAAGCCAAGAUUGAUCAUCUGAAAUCGAAGCUUCAAAUGGUCCAAGCAAAGGAGAGGAAAUGGCGUCUGAAGACCCCUCACCUGUCGUCUCCUAUAACCUCUUCUGACGAGGCUGAUCCCCAUAUGAACCCUGGCACUACGUCCCGAAAGCGGCUUCGCAGCAAAAGCCCAGAAACAGAACCAUCGCCGCUCAGGAGAAUUUCCCCAAACUUGCCAGCCGGAGGAAAUCUCACACCUAGGAGCUUUGGUGAUCGGGGAGCGGAUGCCAUUCCUUCGAUUGCGGAGGAUGGGGAGGAUCACAUUCGAGGUCAAUCUGAUUCGAUAGCUCAGAGGUCUUGCGAGGGGAAUGAAGCAGGUUCGCCCCGGCAGCGUCUCCAGACAUUACUUGCUGCUCCCGCUCCCGCUCCCACUCCUCUGCUUCCGAGGGCGAAAUCCAAUUCCCUCAGUCCGAGGAUGGCGCCCUUACAGGAUCAAGUGAAACCCGAAACAUCUCUACCCCUUCCGAAUGUAAAUCCCCUCACUAUUGUAAACAAUAAUUCAGUGAGAAAGCCCCUGCUCCUGCCGCCAAAACUAUGCUUGACUGCAGAACCUGAGGAUCAGGAGCCUCUGCGUUCUAGGCCAGUCAACUGUCUCAGCCUUUCACACUUCAAAGUCGAUCCAGAACGUACUGGCGGCUACGAUCAUGUCUACGACAAAGUGGUUCGUGGUGGAGAAGCUAGGAAAUGUUUGCCUGGCUGUAUGAGACCUGAAUGUUGCGGCGGGAAGUUGGCAGCCACCCUCCCUGCUGAUCCCCACUUAUCAGAUGAUGUUCUGCUACUGGAUUUCUUGGGUACCGAAUCGGAGGCUAGGAUACGAUCUUUGACACCUUUGGCGAGGAUGAAUCUUGUGCAUGAAGCCCGUACAAAAAGGCUGGCGGAUUUGUAUGGAAAAAUGCCCCCGACAGCAUUCGAACGGGCACAAAGCCCGCCGGGAUUCUGGAACACUGACAUGCCAGGAACUCAAGAAAACAAGGAGGACCAGGAGCAGGUCAGACUGAGGGAACAGGAGGAAGUGGAGAGAAGAUAUCGAGAGGCUCAAAGGGAGAAUGGACAGUGGCUCUUCGCGGACGAAUAA
Messenger RNA from Rhinocladiella mackenziei CBS 650.93, 1338 nucleotides. RefSeq lists its product as uncharacterized. NCBI's taxonomy places the organism in Eukaryota, Fungi, Ascomycota, Eurotiomycetes, Chaetothyriales, Herpotrichiellaceae. The transcript has a single exon. The coding region runs from base 1 to 1338 and encodes 445 amino acids. Gene Ontology annotation, biological process: DNA repair. The record is from RefSeq and is a predicted model, not a curated record.